ACGAAGAAGAACCGUCUUCACCGCCUGUCGCUUGCAGAACACACGUCGCGCUUCAUAAGAAAAAACGGGUACCUAAAUAUGAAGGAGAACGAAGGAGCAGCCGAGGACCGCCCCGAGAAGCAAGCGGCACUCACCGAACCCCUCACGGAACCGGACCUCCUCGCUGACUCGACCGGGAAUAUGGAUUCUCAUGUUGGCUUUGUGGAGCAAGCGCACCCUGCGUCAGCAUCGCCAAGGAGCCUGAGCCCUGUUGACGCCGUUAUGCAAAAUUACAUUCUGUUCCCGAACAUUGACCGUUCCUGGUUCGAGAAGGACGAGUUCGAUGGAGUUUCCGGCGCCGAUCUGCGCGUGGACGACGGGGACGCUACGUCCAUUACCUGGAUGAUCUACGCGACACUGGUUGGCUUCGCUGUGAUCCUGAUCCUUCUUGGAAUCAUCGCCUACUUCGCCGGAAUGACGCCCUCGCCGAAACCGGGGAAGAAGCCGCAGCUGAUCCUCUGCUACUACGACCCGACCCUGAGCUCCCUCAGCUCCUUUGUGUUGUCCGACUUCUGCGCCCAGUGCUGCAGCCACAUUGUCUUCGACGGCUUCGAGCUGGACGCCACCAAACACAUCGUGUCGCGCCAGGCUCCCCCACCUCAUCCCGGCGUCAAACUGCGUACGGCAAUACCGACCAUGAUCUCGAUUUCUUGAAAGAAAACACGCACAUUAUUAAGUCACCAUUUUAUGUGCAAACCAGAAAGAACCCUGCCUUUCGAAUUUACUUUCACGGCUUCGCCUUUGAACCGCACUGAAAUCACGACUUCCAACACCCAAACCUUUUUGUCUUCAUUCAUGGUACCUCCGGUGGUCACUUUUCAUGUCACACCAAGAAAAAUAUGACGGUGAAAAUAGUUUUUGCGAUUUUGA
Messenger RNA from Ixodes scapularis (black-legged tick), 909 nucleotides. RefSeq lists its product as uncharacterized. Bases 79 to 693 code for a protein of 204 amino acids. The transcript has 6 exons. The record is from RefSeq and is a predicted model, not a curated record. NCBI's taxonomy places the organism in Eukaryota, Metazoa, Arthropoda, Arachnida, Ixodida, Ixodidae.